ACCUCCGAGAUGAUGCUGAGGGACCGUGUAGAUCAAUGAACAAACAGCUGACGGAUGUUCAAGUGGAUUGAUGGGAAAGUCGAGGCAAACACGACCACUCAUUUAAGUUAAAGGUAAGUUUAGAAGUGUUUUAACUGUGUUUAUCACGUUAUAGACGUAGGCUUAAGUUUUGGGUGCUUUUUAUAUUAUAAUAUCGGCUAUGUGGAGGCUAAGCUUGACCUAUCGCAUCGACAAUGUUUAUCUAUUUAUUUAUAGCCUAAAAUAGUUACGACAAAGUAUGGCUAAAUCCAUGUUUGAUAAGUUUGUGAAAGUUAUAUAGAAAAUCAAAAAUAUUUGUAUCUAGUCUUGAUGUAAACGAACAUGCAUGUUACCUGAUACUAUGUAAACAUUGCAAUAAUAGGUCUCGCCAAAACACAAUGUUGCUGAAUCCUCCCAUGCCUUUUAGUGCCCCCAGUCCUUCAUAAGGCUAUCAAUGCUCUUCUUGAAAACAUGUUUUGAUAACAUAAUAUUCUCUUUUUAGUGUUUUAGUGUAGGGGGUAGAUUAUUAUUCUAGUGGGGGUGUACAAUGAAUGGUGUGUACUCAUCAGUGGUAAUUAUUGUGGCAUAGCGUUCUCAAUGCUCCCUCCACAUGGCAGUCCUCUUCAGUGGGUAACCAUGACCCAUGAUGUCAGAAAACAAGUCCUGCUGUGAACAAUCAUCUCUGCCCUUUUCAGGGGCCAUGCAGGUUGACAUUUACAGCAGGUUAACGUUAGAUUAAUAUAUCUCUCUGAGCGUGUUGGCAAACACGCGUUGUCAAACAAACUACACACGAUACACUUUGUGAUCAGAAUCAGAUACUGUAUGAUACUUUCACAAGUUUGUCGUCUGUUGAAUUUGAGGGAAAUUAGAUAUUCAGAUAUGUCCCUUCAGAUAGAUCAGGCAUUGGUUAGGUAAUGUACAUGGGCUAUGCAUCCAUAGUGGUCGCUCAGUUUAUAGAGCAUGGCCAGGGGUCUCCUUUGGUGUAGGUUACAGGGGUGUUGGUGGGUGGUAUGAUAACUUGCACUUCCUCAAGCAACUGUGCACUCAUGGAAGAUAAUAAUACAACCUACACCACCACUUAAUCAGCCUUUUAAAAUGCAUAAAAAACAUGCCCUCCCCAAGGUACCAAUUUUCCCCAUGGCUAAGCUAUGAAUCAGCAUGCUCGUCUCAUUUAAAUCCUUCAGUUUUAUUCAUUCCUCAAACGUGUUAUGAGAACACCCUAACUAACUACCUCUGAUUGUCAUAUAACUGUAUUGUUUACGACUGUGACCUUUCUUUUAUAUUCAUUCUGUUCUUCUAUUUAAGCAUACAAAAACAGGCACAUGUUGCACACAAUACUUAACAGCUUUUUAAAUAGAGUAAGUUCUGUGUCUGAAAGAUAAGCAACCCUGUUAUAUGUCUCCCUCAUGAGUUGUGGAAAUGGCUGUCAUGACCAACAACGAUGUGAUGCGUAGGUGGGGCAGUAGGAGUGCAACAGGAAGCCUUUGGUUAAGAUAUGUCUCACUCAUCUGUCUAUCUGGUAUAGCAGAUACAGUGCUCAUUGAAUCAAGGGCAGCAGACAGGGAAUCUGCAUUGAGAUAAAACAGCUCUGGUUUUUCUUCGGCAAUUAAGUUCCCAAAGUUUAAUUCCAGGUGUGACUCCCCAGAAAACCAGCUUUUCCUGUGGGCCUCCUUACACAACAACUUCUAACCGUCGUCAUAUAUACAAUACGUGUCACAAUCUUUGCAGCCGUUCAUUCCCAGACAAAACAUACUGUUAUUAGUUCCGGUCGUCGCUUUUCUUUCCUUCGGUCUUUCUUCCUCCCCCACCUCUCUCCCUCUUUUUCUCACUCCAUUUCUUUCUCUUCCCUCUCCUCUUGUCUCUCAGCGGGUUGCCUGGGUGAGGGCAGGUGGUGAUUAAUAAAUAUUAUAAUUAUUAUUAAUGGUAAUUAUAAGGAUGCUGCUGGAUGGUGCACUGUCAUGCUGCUGCAUGGUGCACUGUCACCUCGACUCCCUCACAACGGAAUGGAAGGAGAGUAGGUGUGAGAGUCUGAGGAACAAGAGAGGUUUUGUGAAAUAGACACUAAUUGUGUUUAAGCAGUGAAUGGAAUAUGAUCUGAAAGGAUAGGCAGUAGAGGGACAGAGUCGAGUGGGGAUGGGGAGGGGUGAGAAGUAAACAAGCCGGGUAGAACAUUCAGUAAUCAAACUGACAUGCCAGGUGCAAAUGUUCAUCUUUUCAGAACUAUGGGGCUCCAAUGGCGCUCAAGAGAAAGGCUGUGUAGCCACAGAGUUGAACCAACAGAUAAAGUUGAAAUCAUGAUUGAUCCCAUGUUUCCUUAAUAGUAUUGUUCCAUGUCCUCAAGCUCACUCAAAGAGCAAUGGAUAAUUAGAGAGGAAAUUUCAUUCAGCUCUUGGCAUGCCCUUCCUGAGUCAAUGAUAAACCACAUUACUGGGUUUAGGGUUACCAUGUCAGAGUUUAUGGAUGAUACUGCCUAGAUUUUCUAAUUCCUGUACUCUCUACAAAAACGGUCAAUAAAGAGCUCUGUGCUGUUGCACUGUUUUUAUUGUCUUUACCAGGACUGGUGUCAAAGCCACCUAAUGCACUAGCCUUGCCUCUUGGAAAAGAGGCUACUGAGCAAAACAGACAGACUGUGCUGUCCUCCCGCGGCUGCUGCAGAUGUCAGGCAAGAUGGCUGCCGACACGCCCGUGAGGACAGAGCAGGAGGAGCUGCAGAGGAGGGCCAACCAGGUGACAGAUGAGGUAAUGUCACAUAUCGUCUAAAGAGCACUAACUUCUUUAACUUUGAAAUAUCAACAGCAGAAGGUUCAGUUGCACUUUUUAAGAUCAAUACACAAUGUCCCCCCCCCCCCCCCCCCCUUGAUAAAGGGUAAAUCAUGCCAGGAGCUAUAGAAAAGGUUACCUGCCAUACCCGGGCAUUGUUUUCAGAGUUGCAACAUUCAGAGAGAUUACACAGUGACAUCACCCUAAGCCUCUCUCCCAGUGGGUUUCCCCUUGGGUAAAGGUUACUUACUGCACAUCACAGCAAUUUCCCAGUCCAAUUACCUCAGCAUCAGGAAAUACCCUGGAGAAAGGCCCCAGCUUUCUGUACAAACACAUUAUUGGCACACAGACCACUGAAAUGAGUCUGUUUGUUUAUCGCCAAAGCCUGACCCUUGUUGUGUGGAAAUAUAACAGGCCAUUAGAUCAGUUACGGGAUGUUUCGAUCUCCAUAGCAGUUCUAUGAAAAGAUUGAUCACCAAUGGAAAUACUUUCACAGAGAGAAUAGUGUUGUGAUUUGUUUACUGUUCCAUAUUUGGCCAAUACAAACACUGUUGUAGCUAUAAAGAUAGAGCCCUAAGACAGUGCAACAUGUAUAAUAUUAAAGAUGAUUCACACUGAGUGAUCUUGAUUAGUGCCUUUCAUCUGUGGAAGUGGACAGUUUUUCAGCCUCACCCUCAGGACUUGAAAUGUUUUUAGUACUGUAUCUAAGGUAACUUAAUCCUCUAAUGGUGUCAUGUCUCUCUGUCCCUCCUCAUCCAGUCCCUGGAGAGUACCCGUCGUAUGAUGCAGCUAGUAGAGGAAGUAUGGGAGUCUCUUUACCUACCACUCUGUGCUUCUGUUAACCAAGCCCUAAUAAUGACACAUCAUUGUUAUUAUAAUCACAUUACCUCUAGUUGAUUUUUUUGGCAGCCUAUUGAUAAUGAACUUCAUUCAGUCUUUUAACUGAAGAGUCUUCAUUUGAUUCAGUUGAAAUGCAAAAUCAUGAACAUUAGCAACAUAAUGGUGAAUCUAAUCUAAUGCCAUUUCUGAUCUCAACAGAGCAAAGAUUCAGGAAUCCGGGCCCUGGUCAUGCUGGACGAACAAGGAGGUAAUGAAAUGGACGUAAUAUAAUCAUUUUCUCUCUUUGGAAGAUGUGGACACAACAUCAAUGUCAAUCGUACAACAGCAACCUCAGAUGGUCCUUGUAUGUAUAUCCAUAAGUGGGUGCUCAUGUUUUUGUCAGUAUACUAGAUGUGUGUAGGCUAUGUGUGUGUCUGCUUGUGUGUGUAUAUACUGGAUGUGUGUGUUCCCUCCUGUGUCUCUCCCAUCUACCCAUCCUCAUGCUACCGACCUGCCACAUAUGGGCAGAGCAACUGGACCGCAUCGAUGUGGGGAUGGAUCAAAUCAACAAGGAUAUGAAAGAGGCUGAGAAAAACCUGACUGACAUGGCCAAAUGUUGUGGCCUGUGUGUCUGGCCCCGCAUCAAGUAGGUGUGCCCUGCUCUGAGGACACCUGUCAUCUGUGUGUCACCUGAGUGCCCGUCAGGCCAACCGGCAACCAGACAGUCUGUGUGUCCAUCCAUCCGGCCUCUGCUCCAGGCCAUGAUUCAAAUUGUGUGUUUUUUUGUUUUGUUCCAUCAUGAGAUUGGGUGACUAGAAGUCUGCAGCAAAGUUAACCACAAGAAAAUGAUGGUCAUGUCCCAAAACAUUUCUAUUUUACAAACAGUACAUCUUCUACUCACACAAUACCAGGCAUUUUAUGGACUUGUGUGUACCAUUAUUAAAUAAUUUGUGUCCUGUUCUCAGUUUUUGGGUUUGCACAUACCAUAUUUGCACAAUUGCAUUAUGUUUGACCGCUGGCUUUCAUUUGUCAGUUGGGGGCUUUGGUGAUAGAACAGUUUUGUGUUAUAUUACGUUCUCCCCCAUUCUCUCCCACUUUCCUCCACCUCUCCCAUUCCUACCCUUCCCUCACGUUUUGCGUUGUCCAGAGCAACUGGAGCGGAUUGAGGAGGGCCUGGACCAGAUCAACUCAGAUAUGAAGGAGGCUGAGAAGAACCUAACAGACCUGGGCAAAUGCUGCGGUCUGUGCUCCUGUGAUAAGUAGGUGUUGGCUGUUGGGAGGGGUCAUGAGUGUCAGGAGCAGAUGGGGAAUACAUCAAAUCAAAUGUUAUUUGUCACAUGCGUUGAAUACAACAGGUGAAACGCUUACUUACAAGCCCUUAACCAACAAUGCAGUUUUACGAAAAAAUGGUUAAGUAAAAAAUAGAUAAGUAAAAAAGAAAUAAUUAAAGAGAAGCAGUAAAAUAACAGUAGCGAGGCUAUAUACAGGGGGUACCGGUACAGAGACAAUGUGCGGGGGCACAGGUUAGUUGAGGUAAUUGAGGUGGGGGGACAAUGCAAAUAGUCCGGGUAGCCAUUUGAUUAGCUGUUCAGGAGUAUUAUGGCUUAGGGGUAGAAGCUGUUAAGAAGCAUUUUGGACCUAGACUUGGCGCUCCGGUACCGCUUGCCGUGUGGUAGCAGAGAGAACAGUCUAUGACUAGGGUGGCUGGAGUCUUUUACAAUUUUUAGGGUCUUCCUCUGACACCGCCUGGUAUAGAGGUCCUGGAUGGCAGGAAGCUUGGCCCCAGUGAUGUACUGGGCAGUACGCACUACCCUCUGUAGUGCCUUGCGGUCGGAGGCCGAGCAGUUGCCAUACCAGGCAGUGAUGCAACCAGUCAGGAUGCUGUCGAUGGUGCAGCUGUAUAACUCCCUCCUGAGGGGGAAUAGGCUUUGCCGUGCCCUCUUCACGACUGUCUUGGUGUGUUUGGACCAAGAUAGUGUUUUGGUGAUGUGGACACCAAGGAACUUGAAGCUCUCAACCUGUUCCACUACAGCCCCGUCGAUGAGAAUGGGGGCGUGCUCAGUCCUCUUUUUUUCCCCUGUAGUCCAGAAUCAUCUCCUUUGUCUUGAUCACGUUGAGGGAGAGGUUGUUAUCCUGGCACAACACAGCCAGUUCUCUGACCUCCUCCCUAUAGGCUGUCUCAUCGUUGUCGGUGAUCAGGCCUACCACUGUUGUGUCGUCGGCAAACUUAAUGAUGGUGUUGGAGUCGUGCCUGGCCAUGCAGUCAUGGGUGAACAGGGAGUACAGGAGGGGACUGAGCACGCACCCCUGAGGGGCCCCCGUGGUUACAUACAUGGUUCCUUCCUCAAGUAUUAAUGUGCAUGUCUGUGUGCCAGUCUUUACACUUUGUUUGCCAGUUGCCGCGCCUAUGACUCCUGCUUGCUUGGCUUGUCUCUUCAUUCCUUCUUCAACAUGUCAGGGCUUAGAUCAGGAAUUUUGUUUAUUUCAUGCAGGUGACCCUUUGUUGUACUCUGAGUUAACACAAUGUACUGUGAUAUGAAGCUUUGUGUGUAUGGCUGUGUGAUGUGCUCUGUCCUGUCUGUGACUGUUGCCUCUGCAUAGGCUGAAGGACUUUGAGGAGAGUGGGGCCUAUAAGAAGGUGUGGGGGAACAACCAGGAUGGGGUGGUGUCCGGCCAGCCAUCUUCACGCGUAGUGGAUGAGAGAGAGCAGAUGAUCAUGAGCGGAGGCUACAUACGCAAGUAAUAAUGGUCAAAGGCAUGACAAACCCAAUAGCAAGGCAACAAAUCCCAACCAAUGGAAUACACUCAAAGACGUGCACGUGCUCUAACUAUUGCACACACAUACAGUAGGCCUAUAUCACACCAUUAUGGAUAUGGUCUAAUAAUUCCACUAUUUUUUUGCACAGAACAGUUUUGGGCGGGCCGCCUAAGCGUUUUUUGGGGGCCGCUAAUUCCAAACAGCGUAAAAAAAUAUAUACAGUUGAAGUCGGAAGUUUACAUACACUUAGGUUGGAGUCAUUAAAACUAGUUUUUCAACCACUCCACAAAUUUCUUCUUAACAAACUAUAGUUUUGACAAGACAUAGUUUUGUGCAUGACACAAGUAAUUUUUCCAACAAUUGUUUACAGACAAAUUAUUUCACUUAUAAUUCACUGUAUCACAAUUCCAGUGGGUCAGAAGUUUACAUACACUAAGUUGACUGUGCCUUUAAACAGCUUGGAAAAUUCCAGAAAAUGCUGUCAUGGCUUUAGAAGCUUCUGAUAGGCUAAUUGACAUCAUCUGAGGCAAUUUGAGGUGUACCUGUAGAUGUAUUUCAAGGCCUACUGUCACACCCUGGCUCUGGGGACUCUUAAAGGUUGAGCCAGGGUGUGGAUUUUUCUAUGUUUAGUUUUUCUAUGUUUUCGUUCUAGAUCGUUUAGAUCUAUGUUGGCCAGGGUGGUUCCCAAUCAGAGGCAGCUGUAGCUCGUUGUCUCUGAUUGGGGACCAUACUUAGGCAGCCUGUGUUGCACUAGUAUUUGUGGGAUCUUGUUCCGUAAGGUUUGUUUUGGUGUUAACCUAGGACUUCACGUAUCGUUUGGUUUGUUGUUUUGAUCGUGUGUUGAGAACAAAUAAAAUGUACGCUUAUCACGCUGCGCCUUGGUCCGUGUCUUCAGUCGACGAUCGUGACAGAAGAUCCCACCAUAAGAGGACCAAGCAGCGUGCCCAGGAGGAGAAGAUGGCGAUGUCGCAGGUGGGCAAAUGGUGGUCUUGGGAGGAGAUCUUCGCGGGCAGAGGGCCAUGGGCAAAGGUAAAUGCCCAGGCAGGAGAGGAGAAAAGGCGCCAACCGCACCGACGACGGACACACGAGAGGCAACCCCAAUAAACAUUUUUGGGGGGGCACACGGCGUGGAUGACGGGGCAGCAGGAGGCAGCUACAGGACGAAUCUGCGGACUAGGAGAGGAGGCCACCAGGUUACGGGGGCUAUUGGUCAUGAGGGAGAGAGAGAGUGUAGAGGCACGGCGAGAGGAACUGGUUAGGCAGCAGAGGGAGCGGAGGUUUAGAAGGAAACCCAGUCCCGCUCCUCGCACCAAGCAAGUGGUGUGUGUCACCGGUCCGGCCCGUUCCUGAUUCCCGCACAAGGCCAGUGGUGUGUGUUCCCAGUACGGUCCGGCCCGUUCCUGCUCCCCGCACUAAGCCUGUGGUGCGCGUCGCCAGCCCGGUCCAGCCUGUUCCUGCCCCUCGCACCAAGCCAGUGGUGCGCGUCGCCAGCCCGGUCCGGCCUGUUCCUGUCCCUCGCACCAAGCCUGUGGUGCGCGUCUCCAGCCCGGUCCGGCCUGUUCCUGCCCCUCGCACCAAACCAGUGGUGCACGUCGCCAGCCCGGUCCAGCCUGUUCCUGCCCCUCGCACCAAACCAGUGGUGUGCGUCGUCAGCCCGGUCCGGCCCGUUCCUGCUCCCCGCACCAAGCCAGUGGUGCGUGUCGUCAGCCCGGUCCGGCCCGUCCCUGCUCCCCGCACCAGGCCAGUGGUGCGCGUCGUCAGCCCGGUCCGGCCCGUUCCUGCUCCCCGCACCAAGCCAGUGGUGCGCGUCGUCAGCCCGGUCCGGCCCGUUCCUGCUCCCCGCACCAAGGCAGUGGUGCGCGUCGUCAGCCCGGUCCGGCCUGUUCCUGCUCCCCGCACCAAGCCAGUGGUGCGUGUGUCCAGUCCGGCACAGCCCGUGCCUGUUCCACCGGUGCCUGGUCCGGCACCGGUCAGCUGCUCCACUCCGGAGCCAGAGCAAUCCGCUCCACCGGUGUCCAGUCCAGCUCCGGCCAGCGGGGCCAGACCAGAUCAGGGGCGCAACGGGGGGGGUGGAGAGAGAGUGGUGGUCACGCCCGGAUCCGCCUCCGAGGCGGAAUGCCCACCCGGCCCCUACCCUCUUGUGUUUGUGUGGCGCGGUCGCAGUCCGUGCCUUUGGGGGGGGGGGGGGGGGGGGGGGUACUGUCGCGCCCUGGCUCUGGGGACUCUUAAAGGUUGAGCCAGGGUGUGGAUUUUUCUAUGUUUAGUUUUUCUAUGUUCGUUCUAGAUCGUUUAGAUCUAUGUUUGCCAGGGUGGUUCCCAAUCAGAGGCAGCUGUAGCUCGUUGUCUCUGAUUGGGGACCAUACUUAGGCAGCCUGUGUUGCACUAGUAUUUGUGGGAUCUUGUUCCGUAAGGUUUGUUUUGGUGUUAACCUAGGACUUCACGUAUCGUUUGGUUUGUUGUUUUGAUCGUGUGUUGAGAACAAAUAAAAUGUACGCUUAUCACGCUGCUCCUUGGUCCGUGUCUUCAGUCGACGAUCGUGACACCUACCUUCAAACUAAGUGCCUCUUUGCUUGACAUCAUGGGAAAAUCAAAAUAAAUCAGCCAAGACCUCAGAAAAACAAUUGUAGAUCUCCACAAGUCUGGUUCAUCCUUGGGAGCAAGUUCCAAACUCCUGAAGGUACCACGUUGAUCUGUACUAUAGCCUAUUUAUUGCCUUACCUCCAUAACUUGCUACAUUUGCACACACUGUAUAUAUAUUUUCUGUUGUAUUUCUGACUUUAUGUUUCUUACCCCAUAUGUAACUCUGUGUUGUUUUUAUUGCACUACUUUGCUUUAUCUUGGCCAGGUCGCAGUUGUAAAUGAGAACCUGUUCUCAACUGGCUUACCUGGUUAAAUAAAGGUGAAAUUAAAAAAAUUAAAAAAAACAAUGGUGUCACGUUCGUUGUGUAAAGGGUCGGACCAAGGUGCAGCAUGGUAUGCGUACAUAGUCGUUUAUUUUAAUAAACACCGACAAAAUAAAAAAAAUCCAACAGAACGUGAAGUUCAAGAGGCUAAACAUCAAACGAGCCAAACAGAAACAAGAUCCCACAACUAAGGUAGGCAACAUAGCUGCCUAAGUAUGAUCCCCAAUCAGAGACAACGACCGACAGCUGCCUCUGAUUGGUAACCACACCCGGCCAACAUAGAAAUAUAUAAAUUAGAUUUCACACCCUGACCAACCCAACUAGAGAUCUCAAUGUCAGGGCAUGACAGUAAUCCCCCGGAGCUGGAGUUGGCACCGGUGGAGCGGACUGCUCUGGCACUGGAGUGGAGCAGCUGACCGGAGCUGGACUAGGCACCGGUGGAGCGGACUGCUCUGGCACUGGAGUGAAGCAGCUGACCGGAGUUGGACUAUGCACCGGUGGAGCGGACUGCUCUGGCACUGGAGUGGAGCAGCUGACCGGAGCUGGACUAGGCACCGGUGGAGCGGACUGCUCUGGCACUGGAGUAAAGCAGCUGACCGGAGCUGGAGACUCUGGACUGCAGACUGUCGCUGGAGGCUCUGGACUGCAGACCGUCGCAGGAGGCUCCGGGCCAUGGACCAUCACUGGAGUCUUCGUGCCAUGGAUCAUCACAGGAGGCUUCGUGCCAUGGAUCAUCACUGGAGGCUUCAUGCCAUGGAUCAUCACUGGAGGCUUUGUGCCAUGGAUCAUCACUGGAGGCUUCGUGCCAUGGAUCAUCACUGGAGGCUUCGUGCCAUGGAUCAUCACUGGAGGCUUUGUGCCAUGGAUCAUCACUGGAGGCUUCGGGCCAUGGAUCAUCACUGGAGGCUUCGUGCCAUGGAUCAUCACUGGAGCCCGGCAAGUGCGGGGCGCUGGCACAUGACACACUGGGCUGUGGACACACACCACUGGUUUGGUGAGAGGAGCAGGUACGGGCCGUACCGGACUGGAGACACGCACCACUGGUUUGGUGCGAGGAGCAGGUAUGGGCCGUACCGGGCUGUGGACACGCACCACUGGUUUGGUGCGAGGCGCAGGUACGGGGCGCACCGGACUGGAGACACGCACCACUGGUUUGGUGCGAGGAUCAGUCACGGGCCGUACCGGUCUGUGAAGGCGCACUGGCGGCACAGUGCAUAAAGCCGGCGCAUAGCCUGGUGCCUGCACGGUCACCCGCUCCUCAAAGCGAGUGCGAGGAGUUGGCUCUGUUAAACCUGGCUCCGCCAGCUUCUGCUCUAAGGACCGAGCUCUCUGCUGCUGGAGGGUUAACUCCUCUCUCAGCUCCUCCUGUUGCCUGGCCAGCUCCUCUCUCCGUGCAUCCACUGACUCCUUCUCCCUGUGGGCCUCCUGCAGCGCCUCCUUCUGAAGGGAGAGCUCCUGCUCCCUCUUAACUUACAGCUCCUGUAAGGUGGUGGCCUCCUCUCUCAGAGUGCUGAGCUGCAGGUCUUUAGCUGCUUGGAGGGCCUCCAUCUUCAGAGUGGCCUCCUCUAUAGCUCUCUCCUCUUUCACAGUCAGCCCUUUCAGGGCCUCCUGCUGCGUCGCCAACCACCCCGUGUGCCCCCCCAAUUUUUUUUCUUGGGGCUACCUCUCGGGCUUCCUUCGUGAUCGGGACCUUUUGAGUCGCCCUUUUUUCUCCCUCGCUGCCUCCGUCUGCUCCCAAGGAAGGCAAUCCAUACCUGCCUGGAUCUCUUCCCACGUCCAUGAUCCUUUUCCGUCUAAUAUCUCCUCCCAUGUCCAUGAUGUCUGCUCCUCCUGUUCACGCUGCUUGGUGCGUUGGUGGUGGGAUCUUCUGUCACGUUCGUUGUGUAAAGGAUCGGAACAAGGUGCAGCGUGGUAUGCGUACAUAGUCUUUUAUUUUAAUAAACACCGACAAAAUAACAAAAAUCCAACAUAACAUGAAGUUCAAGAGGCUAAACAUCAAACAAGCCAAACAGAAACAGAUCCCACAACUAAGGUAGGCAACAUAGCUGCCUAAGUAUGUUCCCCAAUCAGAGACAAUGACCGACAGCUGCCUCUGAUUGGGAACCACACCCGGCCAACAUAGAAAUAUAUAAAUUAGAUUUCACACCCUGACCAACCCAACUAGAGAUCUCAAUGUCAGGGCGUGACAAUGGGACCACGCAGCCGUCAUACCUCUCAGGAAGGAGACGCGUUCUGUCUCAUAGAGAUGAACGUACUUUGGUACGAAAAGUGCCAAUCAAUCCCAGAACAACAGCAAAGGACUUUCUGAAGAUGCUGGCGGAAACAGGUACAAAAGUAUCUAUAUCCACAGUAAAACGAGUCCUAUAUCGACAUUACCUGAAAGGCCGCUCAGCAAGGAAGAAGCCACUGCUCCAAAACCGCUAUAAAAGCAUGUGUGAGCCAGGAGGCCUACAAACCUGACCAAAAUUCACCCAACUUAUUGUGGGAAGCUUAUGGAAGGCUACUCAAAAUGUUUGACAUAAGUUAAACAAUUUAAAGGGAAUUUUACCAAAUACUAAUUGAGUGUAUGUAAACUUCUGACCCACUGGGAAUGUGAUGAAAGAAAUAAAAGGUGAAAUAAAUCAUUCUCUCUACUAUUAUUCGGACAUUUCACAUUUUUAAAUAAAGUGGUGAUCCUAACUGACCUAAGACAGGGAAUUUUUACUAGGAUUAAAUGUCAGGAAUUGUGAAACAGUGAGUUUAAAUGUAUCUGGCUAAGGUGUAUGUAAACUUCCGACUUCAACUGUAUAUACAAAAAUGAAAUUUUUAUUUAAUUUAUUUUAAUACAUUUUCGGGAUGGAAAAACGCUUUCAGUGUUAACUUAAACGACUGAAACCAGAUAUAAAGUAUGUAGAACAGAUAAUAGACCUAUAUAUUUUUCAAUAUUUGAUAACUAUCAAUCGCUUAAAUGAAAGAUAGACAAAAAUGAUGAAUUCAGGAAUUUAGAUUUCGUUGUAAUGUUUGAGCAUAAGAACACAAAAAUGUGCUUUGAAACUGCAAAAUGUCUCUCAGCUCCAUGGAUAAAUGUGUAGAAUUGCUGGAAAUUGGCUUUAAAACACCUAAAUCCUUUCUGCCGCCAAGAUGGCCUAAUAAAAAUUAUUUCCAGGGCUUUGAACUAUAGGCUGACCGCGCCCAUUGCCACGACCUGCCACACCAACCACCUAAGCCUCUUUUUGAUCGAGAAAAAACCCUGAACUCUGAUGCAUCCUGCACAUAUUUGUUGGUUUACAAAUAUUUUCUGAUGAAUUUGGCCAUUGCAUUGCUUUGAGAUAAUCCAGCUCUGCUCAAAACAGGUUUGAAUCCCUACAACUACUACUUGCUCAUUUAUAGCUCCUAGGAUUGUAUACAUAACAGAGGCUGUGUGUGGCAGCCGGGGGAUAUUUACUCUCGUCUAUAACACAUUGACAUGUAGAACCAGUCACCUGUCAUGUGCGGUAGGAGCACCUGACCAAACAGAGGUCAUUUGUAAAAACCUAUGCCCCUCCCUGGAUGCAGGGAGAGCACGCCUUCCAAAAACAACAAUUUAAUGAAACUUUUGCUAAAUGUACAAAUUGACUACAAAUUGUGUUUUCUCUUUAUCUGUGUUUCUGUCUGACUUUCUGUCAGGGUAACAAAUGAUGCACGCGAAGAUGAGAUGGAGGAGAAUCUGGGACAUGUAGGCAGCAUCAUAGGCAACCUGAAGAGCAUGGCACUGGACAUGGGCAAUGAGAUCGACACGCAGAAUGUCCAGAUUGACCGCAUUCAGGGCAAGGUCAGUCCUAUAGUACCUGCCAUACAGCUAUUUAUUCAAUAAAAAUAGAUGACCAAUUCUGUAUUGAACAUUCAUCUAAUGUGUUGUUUUUACAGGCCAUUCUCAAUGUAUCCCGCAUCGAUGCUGCCAAUCAGAAAGCGAACAAUCUAAUGAAGAGAUAA
Messenger RNA from Coregonus sp. 'balchen', 13209 nucleotides. Lineage: Eukaryota; Metazoa; Chordata; Actinopteri; Salmoniformes; Salmonidae. The record is from the annotation of a GenBank genome assembly.